CAUACCUAACCUACACAGAGCAACAGCCAAUGAGCCAAGUGAGAAUAAAUUAAAAUUGAUUAGAUAAAAUGGCGGUCGACUGUGUAUCGGUAAAUAAUAAGUGUUUUUCUAAAUGUACGUGUUUAUUAACGACGAAGUUUAAUAUUCUAAUCAAGUGGUUUUAAACGAAGUGUUAUCUGUCGUAAACAUUAAGUGUGUGAAUUGUUUUUAGAAUUAUGUAAGAACAAAGACGUAAAUCGUUUGUGUAAAUGACUCUAGCAUCAUUACAAAAUACAAAUGCAUAAAAAUGGGAUGCUCCCACUUGCUCACGAUUGUAACUAUCGUGUUAUUGAUACGAAUAUCAGUUCAAAAUGAAAACAUUGAAUGCCCUCUCAAAUGCGACUGUUUAGAGCAGUAUGUAGACUGUUCGAAAAAAAAUUUGGUGUCAGUGCCAAGAAUUCCGAAGUGGGUGGGGAAAUUAGACCUAAGUUACAAUAAAUUAACAAAAGAUGUUACCGAUGGGUUUUAUGGUCUGUUAUCCUUACAAAGUUUGAAAUUGGAUAAAAAUGCAUUGACCAGUAUUCCUACUUUUCUGCACCAGAACCAAAUAGAGGAAAUCAGCAUGAAUAGGAACAACAUAAGUGCAAUAGACGUUGGUCAUUUUCCUGAGAACAGUACUAUAAAAUCAUUAAGUUUAAACAGUAAUCACAUCAAAGUGAUAGAGGAAGGUGCUCUUAACAAUCUAACCAACUUGGUGAUAUUAAAGUUGAACAGAAAUGAAAUAGUAUCACUACCCAAUCAGCUGUUUAAGCAUCAGUCCAAUUUGAAAAUUUUAGAACUAAAUCAUAACAAAAUCCAUGUGAUAACAGCUAUGCUCUUUAAGGGAUUGUCCAGUCUUGAGACGCUGAAAAUAAAAUAUAAUAAUAUUGAAAACAUAAUGGAUGGUGCAUUUUUUGGAUUCAAAUCUGUGAACUUGUUACAAUUAGAUCAUAAUGGAAUACAAAAUAUAUCCAAAGGGUGGAUGUAUGGCCUGGAAUCGAUGACUACUUUAUCUUUAUCAAAUAAUUUAAUAACCCAAAUUGAUUUUGGUAGCUGGGAAUUAUGCACCAGUCUAGAGGAGUUAGACCUAUCUCACAACUAUUUAAUAGAGAUAGAAGGUCGCACAUUUCAACAUUUGACUAACUUGCACACCCUCAACUUGAGUUACAAUAAUAUAUCUGCAAUAUUGCAGGAAGCAUUUAGCCAUAUGGUGCAGUUGCAAGUACUAUUUUUGAAUAGAAACAAAAUAUCCUGGACAGUAGAAAAUAUGUCAGGACCAUUUUCAAAACUCCAGAAUCUUGUGAAAUUUAAUUUGUCAGAUAAUCACAUCAAAUCAAUAAGCUCGAGAGCUUUUGAAGGCUUAUCUAAUGUUGUUGAGUUGGAUUUAAGAUCAAACAAUAUCACAUCAAUUCAACAGCAUGCUUUCAAUUCAAUGUCCAAAAUAAAAAAGCUAUAUCUGAACUCAUCAUCCUUAUUAUGUGAUUGCAAAUUGUUGUGGAUAGUGAAAUGGAUCAGAGAUAAAGUAGAGCAAAAGUAUAUCACAGCGACAUGUGCCUAUCCAGCAGAAGUAAGAGGCGUCGUAAUCUCCAGACUUAAGGAAGACAAUUGUGGGGAUUCACCCAAACCCCGAAUAACAGAACACCCCAAGACUCAUCUGGCAAUAAAGAAUCGGUCUGCAAAUUUAGUGUGUUCAGCCACAUCUAAUCCAUUCAGUAAUAUGACAUUUUUGUGGAGAAAAAAUAAUGGCAACAUCAGUAAUCCCAGAGUAUAUGAGAAUGUUACUUUAACAGAACACGGGAAGCCCCAUGCGACUUCUGUAUUAGUCAUACCUGAUGUGACACAUUCUGAUUCUGGUAAAUAUCAAUGUGUGGUCAGCAACAAAUUUGGAACCACAUACUCUUCCAAAGCAAAAGUUGACAUUGUCACCUUUCCCAGAUUUACCCAAACUCCAAUUAAUGUAACUGUGAAAACCGGUGACACUGUGACUCUAAAUUGUGCAGCGACUGGUGACCCUCCACCAGAAAUAUCUUGGAAAAAAGAUGGUGGGAACGACUUCCCUGCUGCAAGAGAGAGACGCAUGAACGUGAUGCCAACUGAUCAUCUUUUCUUUAUUGUCAAUGCAAAAACUUCGGACAUGGGAAUUUAUAGUUGCGCUGCUAAAAACUCAGCUGGGACUAUCAUAGCCAAUGCAACUUUAUCAGUUUUACAAGAACCAUCAUUUAUUAGAGUGAUGGAGAACAAAGAAGUGACAAGUGGGGACUCUGUAGUGUUACAGUGUAUGAUAACUGGUUCACCUAAGCCUGUACUGAAAUGGUUGAAGAAUGGAUCACCUAUUGUACCGACUGAACGUCAUUUCUUUACUGCAGAUGAUCAAGUGUUUGUUAUUAUCGGAGCUGAGUCGAGCGAUGCUGGUCAUUAUGAAUGUGAAAUUACAAAUAAACUUGGCACUAAAAAGGAUAUGAUAGAGUUAAAAGUACUCCCCCCGGUGGCAAUUAUGGUCAAGGAAGAAGAUAUGACGGGUAUAAUAAUAAUAACAGUGGUGUGUUGUGCUGUAGGAACGUCUAUAAUUUGGGUGGUGAUUAUUUACCAUACAAGAAGGCGCAUGGCCGGUGCGGUUCAUAAUAACUUUACAUCUGAAAGUGUGAAAAUGACACAAGUUGUGCACAGUGAUAGUGACUCCCCCCAUAUGUUUCCGGACAAUCUGUCUGAGCAUUCAUCUUGUAAGGACAGUGGUACAGGGGACUCAGCUAAGCAAACAAGUUUUGACGGAAUGCCAACAGACAGAAGUGAGCAAGUACAUUUUGAAACGACAGUGUGCAGAAGUUAUUCUCCAGUGCCAGAAGCGCAUAAGCUUCUUCCAUCAUCAUUUAAACCUUCUAUCCAAGUGUGUGUAAACACGUGUGUUACACCAGCUACUUACAGUUUUUCUAGUCAAAGUGGUAAUGUUUAAGCCUCAAGUGUUUUACUUGUAUUAAGAGUAAUAUUAUGUUGUUUCACAAACAUUGCAUUUCACUGACUUUUAUUUAAUAAAAGAUCUUAUGUGCUUAAUGCUACAUCCUGUAGUGUAAUAUUUAUUAUGAAUAUCUUUUGGACAGCAGGUGCAGUGGUUUAGUGCCAUUAACAUUUCAACUGAUAACAGUUUGUUUCAACAACAGAGACUAUAGUCUGGCAAGUUUGUUGAUGACACUCCAAUGAUAUAUGGGUGACUGGGGGAAAGACUGUGCGGGUGUGAAAUGAAGUGAGGUGCAUCAGUUGUGGGUUCUUCAUUCAUUAUUACACGUCUCCUGGCCUGUGUAGACCAACGGGAGUGUUACGAACAAAGUUGCCAAGCUAUAAUAAAAUUAUGACAAUGAAAUAUGUUUAUGGCACUAAAUUAAUGUUGUAUGUGGCCUUACUUUGUAAAAGAACACUGUCUAAGGAACAUUUAUGUUGAUUGCUUAGUACAAAAUGGAACAAACUUGCCAGUAUUGGUUUGAUGUAAAAGACUGAAUGUCAUUUUUAUAUAUAUUAUGAUCAUUAUUAUUUUCUAUACUGUUAGUCAAUAAUUAUAAUUAAAGUAUAAAUAUUGGAGCAAAUAUAAAAUAUUCCUUAAUUUAUAUAUUGUAAUGUAUGUUAGAAGUUUACGAUUAGCAUAUUGAAUAUUAUGGAGAUUUCUAAACAAACCCUUUUAGGGAGGACAAAGGGUUUUCAACAAGGUUUUAUUAGUAAUCAAAAUAUACUAUUAAAAUUAUUACACAAUAUACAUUGAUUAAUUCAUAGUAACAUUGUAACAAUAAUUGAUAGACUUGAUUAAUAUAAUGGUAAGUUAGUGUUAGAGGUAGACUCACAAUACUAAAUAAUACUAGGGAAUAACUUGUAUUUAAUUUCAUGUAAAAUAGGUGGAGUGAGAUUAGGUUUAAUGAGCACAAGUAUUGGUGAUUAAAACAUUCUAAUAUGUAAUACAAUUAAAUAAUUUAUUUGCUUCAUAAUAUAAAGUAAACUUUGUCCUUGGUGAAGUAAAUAACCAGUGUCUUUUAAUUAGUGAUAGGAACAGUUCACUUGCAGCUAAAAUAUUAUUUCUUUUUGUAAUUAAAUGUUAAAUCUUGAUAACAAAUACUACUGAAACAUUUACUAUAAGGUUUAUGAUAACUGAUAGUUUAAUAAUAUGACAAAAAAUUGGUGAGAUUUUGGUAAGUAUAUGGCAGCUACUUGGUAUUAAUGGGAUUAAAUAUCUUAAAUACCUAGCACAAUAUUACCAAAUUUUCACCUUUUCUAAAUAGAGUUUAACCCACCAACCUCAAUAUUAUAGUUUUUAUUGAUUGACUAAGGUUUAUAAAUUAUAAGGUGUAUUUAUUGCUAAAUAGUAUUUUUUAAACAUAGGUACUAUAUAAAAAUAAUAUUUAAAAAAUAUGUUAAAAAAACUGUUCUGUUACAUUAUAUUUAACAUUAAUCUUGUUAAUUUCAUCAUCAACUUCAAAUCUGACUAUCUGACUGACAAAUUUUAUUACUUUAAUGAACAUAAUAUGUAUCUUUCAAAAUAAUUUGUAAUUGUAUUAUAAAUUAGGCAUUUUGUAAUUGCAAUUUGUUAGCAGCAUAUUCAAUAAAUAUUUGUUUAAUUUCUGUCAGUCAUUAACAGUGUGCAGUUGUUUCCAAUUAUCCAAUGCACUGCAAUGUAAUGUAUUAAUUAAUAUAUUAGGUGUGAUAAUAUAUAAUCAUCUUUUUAUAACAUCUUGAAAAUAUGUAGAUAUUUUCUGUUUUUCAUAUACAUAAGUAAAAGUAUUUAUUAAUCAGAUUGUUGGACAAUCAUGCUAAAAUAUGAUAGAUAUUAUCAAUGACUACAUUUUGGUUACUUUUUCAAUAAUAAAGUAAAUAGUAAUAAUGGUUUGGCAUGUUAUUGUUUAGUUUAACAAUAAUAUUUAUCAAAAUCUUAGUUUUAAAUCACUGGCUGACUGACAUAAUUGCAAAGUAUCACAGGGUCAUGUGGCUUAUAUGUUAAUAACAAUGCAUUAUUCAUAUUAGGAGAAUAAAUAAAGCUGACUUAUUUUGAAAUUAUCUUCUGAACCAUGAAACCAACCAAUAUUCAAUUCUUUCUAAUUUUUAGUUCUAUACAAAUUAUAAUUUUAUAACUGUUUAAAGGUAAUUGAAUUUAAUACAUUUUUUUAAAGAUUUUGUGUGAUUUAGCCUUUAGCUAUUCCCUUAAUAGAAGAAACUUCUCUAAUUUAUCUUUUGUUUCUAUAAAGUUGUAGAUUAUUUGAUGUAAUUUUGGUUGAAGCUAUUUUAAAGGAAGUAGUUUAUUAUUAAUAUUCCUACUACCUACCUGAUACCUAUUUUUUAUUUUUCAUACAUUAAUACAGGUAAUAAAUAAAAACAUAGACUGGAUUGUGCCUAUAUAUAUAUAAAUAGUUACUGCUUUAUACUUUUCUAUUGCAUGGAGAAGACUCCUGUUAAUAAACCAUAAUAACAUGUAUUGUAUUUAGUAAUUUAAUAAAAUAAUGAUUUCUCUAAAAUUGAUAUAAAAGAACUAUAAUUACCUUGUAUAUUUCUGCUAUCAGUCAAGUAGGAACUCAAUAUUUCAUAGUUUUUUUUUAUUAAUGAAAUUACAGUCCACAUUAUAGAUGCUCGUAGUAUUUUAGCCCAACCUGCGAGGUGUUGGUUAGUUUGUGACAGUUUAUGGUGUUAAGCUUGCCAAUUGCCAUCAGAAUCAAAGGCAUCAUCUUACAUUCUCUUCUCAAGGCAUCUAUUACAUAUACAUUAUACAUGAUGAUGAUCAUGACUGCCAUCUCAAAAUUGUCUGGCAGAAUUCAAUUUUAUUUAUCUGUCAUUUAUAUGUAUCAGUACCUUUAUAAAAAUAAAUAUUUUAUAUGUACCUUUAAAAAAAUAUAAGCGCUGGAAUUUCCCUAGAAUGAAGUAUACCCAUAUUUCACAAAAUUAUGUAUGAUGCAUACAUACACUUGUUUUCCUCAUUAUUCAUAGCUUUGCAACUAUUUUGUAUUGUUCUUAUGAUGUAAAUAUACAUAACACAUAGGUAAAUAGGUAUGUACUAAGUAUUUAUAUUUUAAAUAGAAUAAAAUUGUUUUAAAACAGA
This is a messenger RNA of Bicyclus anynana (squinting bush brown), 6082 nucleotides long. RefSeq names its product leucine-rich repeats and immunoglobulin-like domains protein 3 (gene Pef). Gene Ontology annotation, molecular function: protein binding. The record is from RefSeq and is a predicted model, not a curated record. The transcript has a single exon. NCBI's taxonomy places the organism in Eukaryota, Metazoa, Arthropoda, Insecta, Lepidoptera, Nymphalidae. The coding region runs from base 287 to 2968 and encodes 893 amino acids.